Molecule: messenger RNA, 1460 nt
Organism: Erigeron canadensis
Lineage: Eukaryota; Viridiplantae; Streptophyta; Magnoliopsida; Asterales; Asteraceae
Exons: 2
Coding region: 84-521 (145 amino acids)
Source: RefSeq, a predicted model, not a curated record
UUAAGUUCCAGAACACCCUCCAUAAAACCUCAUCAAAAGCCAUAAAAACAUCAGCAAUCUUCAAGUUGUACUCAUUUAGAAUUAUGCCUCUAAAACAACGUAAAAUGAAGAAAAGUGGUAAAAAGAAGAAAAGUGACGAAGAUAUGGGAAAGUCACAAACCGAAGAGCGACAAGAAGAGCAUAAGGAUGAUAAGAUCGUGAUAAAAUCUUUUACGGAUAAUGAGGUAGAAGUUAGUGAAAAUACCGUCACACCUGAUAUUCCGUUUGAGCUUGUGGAAAUUAUUAUGAAGUUUUGCGUUGGUGUGGAAUACAUGAACUUUCGUGCUACUUGCAAACAUUGUUAUCAAGCAGCACCGUUGAUACAUUGGAGCCAGUGGGAUAAAAAAGAAUUACUGAGAUUGCAGAGUUAUUCAUUAGUCUCACCAGGGCUAAUGGUGGUAGACAAGGAUCUAGGCCGCUUCACUUUUACAGAUCCGUUGUCUGGUGACAAUUACUUCAUGAAAAUCGACUCAUGGAUAUGACCGAUUAACAGGAUAUGUUGUUCCGGAUUUGGUUGGUUGUUGUUUUAUACCGAUUAUUAUAGACUGGUGUUAUAUAACCCCUUCACAAGAGAUAUCCGUUGCCUUCCAAAGAUGAAAGAUAGUGUCAAAGCUAGCAGCUUCUGCUUCUCAGCACCACCUACUUCUCGCUGUUGUAGGGUUGUUGGGCUUGCAGGUAUUUAUUGUUAUGUUCACACCGUUGGGGAACAAUUGUGGCAUGAAAUUUUGGUGUUGCUGUGGCCCGGAAGUAAUUACUUCAGCCCAGAAGCCUUCCAAUUGCCAUUCUUUUAUGGUCAAGAUAUUUAUGGCUUGUUUCAAAAAAAAGAAGGUCUUCAUGUUAUUAAGGUCGAAAACAAAUUAGAAAUCUCUUUGACGAAAAAUGUAGCCAAAGCUCCAACAAGUUGUUGCAAGUCUGGAGCACCUUUUAAGAACUUUCUUACGAAAUGGGAUCAGGGUCUGUUACUAGUCAUGGUGUCUGAUGAAUCCGUCCAGGUAUUUAAGCUCGAUGACCAUACAAAAGAAUGGCUGAAAAUAGAUGGUAUAGGGAGGCACAUGAUUUAUAUCAGUGAUACAAGUUGUCUAUGUGUUGAAGCAAAAAUACGAGAAAUGGCUAACAAAAUCUAUUUUUCACAACUACAUUCAGAGAAUGGGAGGAUAGUGUUCUAUUCACUUGAAACAGGCUCCUACAACACCUUCUUUAAUGGCAGAUAUAAUGUUGUGGAAGAAACUUUGUGCAGAACACGUCAAAUUAACUACCCUCAUGCAUGGAUUGAACCAAGUUGGUCCUCCUAGCUGACUUCAUUACUCGCAAGUUGCAUUGUUUUACGAAUUUAAGAACUGAUGUGUGAUGCCUGUUUCUGUGAAGUUGUUUAUAUGAUUAUCAUUCUUCUUAUCUAUAAUGAUAUUUUAGGGAUUUUGUUA